AUGUUGGACAAGGUCCUCUGUGCGGGUUUUCUUGGGAGAGUCUAUUGCAGUGACUUAGGGUUUACCCUUAUCACAUUUAACUGGUGCAUCCUGUCCCGAGACCCGCACUCCCUGGAGAAUUUAGAGUAUGCUGAGGAAUAUGCUCAUUGUGCUUCGAGACUGGACAUGAAAUUCACCACGAGGGGCCGGUUUCUGCGCAUUGCACAUUUUUUUCCCUUCAGGAACGUGUUCGGGCCCGCGGCAGGGGGCGGGGUCGCGCCUCCUCCGCUGCUGUGGUUCCAGCGGAGCCUCACCGACGCGGACAUGGAAAUCCCGAGGUUCCUCCCGGCUCGCGGGACACUACAAGGUGGCGGCGGUGGCGGCGGGCCGGCGGGCGGCCGGCCCCAAGAUGGCGGGCCCGGGCGGCGGCGCAAGCCGACUCGCGCAGCCUCACCGGGCCCGGGCCCGAGCCUGCUGGCGCCGAGGCCCGAUCACGCUGGCGGCGGCGACGACUUCUUCCUUCUGCUGCUGGACCCGGUGGGUGGCCACGUGGAGACUGCGGGCGCCGGCCAGGCCACAGGGCCCGUGUGGAGGGAGGAGGCCGCGCCAGGCCCGGGACUCCAGGGGCGCGAGAGCGGCGCGAACCCCGCGGGCCGCCCUGAGCUGGGCCCCUGCUGCCCGUCCGCGAGCCCCGCCCCGGCCCCGGCCCCGAUCCGCCCCCCAAGCCCGGGCCCCGCCGCGGCCUUCGCUGGCACGGUCACCAUCCACAACCAAGACCUGCUGUGGCGCUUUGAGAACGGGGUCCUCACCCUGGCCACGCCCCCGCCGCCCGCCUGGGAGCCCGGGGUCGCGCCUGCCCCGCAGGUCGGGGGUCUGAUCAUCCCCCAGCCGGGGGAGCCACACGCCACUCAGCCCGGCGACUGCCCCGAGCUGCCGCCCGACCUCUUGCUGGCCGAGCCGCCUGAGCCCGCGCCUGCUCCGGCGCCCGAGGAGGGGGCGGAGAGCCUGGCCGCCGCCGAAGGUCCCCGCGGAUCACUGGGCCCAGGCUCAAGCAUGGUGCUGUACGUGUGCCCAGAGGCGCAGUGCGGGCAGACCUUCGCCAAGAAGCACCAGCUGAAGGUGCACCUGCUGACGCACAGCAGCAGCCAGGGCCAGAGGCCCUUCAAGUGUCCCCUGGGCGGCUGCGGCUGGACCUUCACCACUUCGUACAAGCUCAAGCGGCACCUGCAGUCGCACGACAAACUGCGGCCCUUUGGCUGCCCGGCGGAGGGCUGUGGCAAGAGCUUCACCACCGUGUACAACCUCAAGGCGCAUAUGAAAGGCCACGAGCAGGAGAACUCAUUCAAGUGCGAGGUGUGCGAGGAGAGUUUCCCCACGCAGGCCAAGCUGAGCGUCCACCAGCGCAGCCACUUUGAGCCAGAGAGGCCCUACCAGUGCGCGUUUUCCGGUUGCAAGAAGACGUUUAUCACAGUGAGUGCCCUGUUUUCCCAUAACCGCGCCCAUUUCAGGGAGCAGGAACUCUUUUCCUGCUCCUUUCCUGGCUGCAGCAAACAGUAUGACAAGGCCUGUAGGCUGAAAAUUCACCUUCGGAGCCACACGGGCGAGAGACCUUUCCUUUGUGACUUUGAUGGCUGUGGCUGGAACUUCACCAGCAUGUCCAAACUCUUAAGGCACAAAAGGAAACACGAGGAUGACCGGAGGUUCACGUGCCCUGUGGAAGGGUGUGGGAAAUCUUUCACCAGGGCCGAGCAUCUGAAAGGUCACAGCAUAACCCACUUGGGCACAAAGCCUUUUGUGUGCCCCGUGGAAGGCUGCUGUGCCAGGUUCUCCGCUCGCAGUAGUCUAUACAUUCACUCCAAGAAACACCUGCAGGAUGUGGACACCUGGAAAAGCCGUUGCCCAGUCUCCACUUGUAAUAAACUUUUCACAUCCAAGCACAGUAUGAAGACCCACAUGGCCAAAAGGCACAACCUCGGCCAGGACCUCUUAGCUCAGCUGGAAGCUUCGAAUUCUCUUACACCCAGCAGUGAACUUAUCAGCCAGGGACAGGGCGAUGUCAGUGAUGCAGACCUAGUACCUCUCUUUUCUGAUGUGCCUGGCAGUAGUUCUGCUGCAAUGCUGGACACGGCCUUGGUGAACUCUGGAAUCUUGACUAUUGAUGUGGCUUCUGUGAGUUCAACUCUGGCAGGGAACCUCCCUCCUAAUAAUAAUUCCUUAGGGCAGGCUAUGGACCGUCGGGCCUCGAUGGCCACCAGUGAUCUUCCUCAAAGUCUGGAUACCUCUCUCUUUUUUGGAACAACGGCCACAGGUUUUCAGCAGAGCACCUUAGAUAUGGAUGAUGUCCCAAGUGUAAGUGCAGGGCCACUGGGCUCUUUGCCUAUAAAGAACUCGAGUCAAGAGCCCCAAGCUCUGACCCCCAGCAAUAAGUUAACAGUGGACACAGAUGCUCUGACUCCUUCAAGCGCCCUUUGUGACAACAGUGUCUCAGCACUACUGACGCCAACCAAAGUGGAAUGGAACGUACAUCCUGACUCUGACUUCUUUGAACGGGAGGAAGAAACCCCGUUUGGGUUCUCCAGUCCAGCAGGAAACCAUAGUUCUCAGAAAGAAACAGAUCUUACCACAGUGACUGGCAGCGCAUUUUUGGUAUGAACUAUAGUCAUUCAUCGUCCCAUGGCUUACUUCUGUUACACUCAGUUUUGAGGAUAUUCUGGACAAAAUGUUUAAGUGCAGUCAUUUCUUACUGGUUUGCAAAAGAAUAGAUUCCCUGGACUACAAGUUGGAGAUUUAAAUUCUGAUCUUGAGUCUGGAACUGACAAGUUUUGUGACCUUGAGCAAGUCACUUAAGCCAUCUGAGCCUUAAUUUCCUUAUUUAUAAAAUGAGGGGGUUUGCAUAGAUUG
This is a messenger RNA of Trichechus manatus latirostris (Florida manatee), 2880 nucleotides long. RefSeq names its product zinc finger X-linked protein ZXDB-like. Lineage: Eukaryota; Metazoa; Chordata; Mammalia; Sirenia; Trichechidae. Gene Ontology annotation, biological process: regulation of transcription by RNA polymerase II. Gene Ontology annotation, cellular component: nucleus. The transcript is spliced from 3 exons. The record is from RefSeq and is a predicted model, not a curated record. Gene Ontology annotation, molecular function: transcription coregulator activity. The coding region runs from base 1 to 2631 and encodes 876 amino acids.